This is a messenger RNA of Linum trigynum, 2898 nucleotides long. The record is from the annotation of a GenBank genome assembly. NCBI's taxonomy places the organism in Eukaryota, Viridiplantae, Streptophyta, Magnoliopsida, Malpighiales, Linaceae.
AUGGCGGUCGGCGGAGACGAGAUCGUGAAGCCUCGAACGGACAAGAGGGAGUACAGAAGGAUCGUCCUCAGCAAUUCCCUCCAAGUUCUUCUCAUAAGCGACCCCGAAACCGAUAAGUCUUCUGCUUCCAUGAGCGUCGGCGUUGGUGCUUUCAGCGACCCCGUUGGACUCGAAGGCCUCGCUCAUUUCCUCGAGCACAUGCUGUUUUAUGCUAGUGAGAAGUACCCGGAGGAGGAUAGCUACUCCAAGUACAUCAGUGAGCAUGGAGGGAAAACCAACGCUUUCACUGCUUCUGAGAAAACCAACUACUAUUUCGAUGUCAACAACGACUGUUUUGAAGAUGCUCUGGACAGAUUUGCGCAGUUCUUUAUUAAACCACUCAUGUCAGCUGAUGCAACAACGAGGGAGAUAAAAGCAGUUGAUUCUGAGAAUCAAAAGAAUUUGCUGUCUGAUAUUUGGAGAAUGAAUCAGCUUCAGAAGCAUGUAAGCAGCGAAGGCCAUCCAUAUCACAAGUUCAGUACAGGUAAUUGGGACACUUUGGAGGUUAGGCCAAAAGCGAAGGGCUUGGAUACAAGACAAGAGCUGAUAAAAUUUUACGAGGAACAUUAUUCAGCCAAUCUCAUGCAUCUUGUCAUAUAUGCAAAAGAAAACCUUAAUCAGCUCCAAGGCAUCAUUGAGGAGAAGUUCCAGGCAAUUCAAAACCAUGAGAAAAGCUGUUUCUCUUUCCCUGGUCAACCUUGCUCGUCUGAGCAUUUACAGAUACUAGUCAGAGCUGUCCCUAUACAACAAGGUCACAAAUUAAGUAUGGUAUGGCCAAUAGCACCGGGUAUUCUUCACUACAAGGAAGGGCCAGCGAGGUAUCUUGGCCAUCUUAUUGGUCAUGAAGCAGAAGGAUCUGUGUUUUAUGUAUUGAAAACCUUGGGAUGGGCCACGAGUUUAUCUGCUGGCGAAGGAGAUGGGACAAAAGAGUUUUCUUUCUUUAAUGUGUCAAUCGACCUCACCGAUGCUGGUCAUGAGCACAUGCAAGAUGUUGUAGGGCUGCUAUUCAAAUACAUUCUGCUCUUGCAGCAGUCUGGCGUAUGUAAAUGGAUAUUUGAUGAGCUUGCAGCAGUUUGUCAGACAGAAUUCCAUUAUCAGGACAAAAUUCCUCCUAUCGAUUAUGUAGUGAGGAUUUCUUCUCAUAUGCAAAAAUAUCCGCCGGAAGAUUGGCUAGUGGGGUCAUCUUUGCCUUCUAAUUUCAAUCCAAGCACAAUCCAAAUGUUUCUGGACCAGCUCUCUCAAGAAAGCGUCCGUAUCUUUUGGAUCUCAAAGAACUUUGAAGGAGAAGCUGAUAUGGUGGAGCCAUGGUAUGGGACUGCAUACAGUAUCGAGAAAGUUCCUACCUCCAUGAUUCAGAAUUGGGUGCAAUCAGCUCCUGACAAGAAUCUGCAUCUUCCAUUACCUAAUGUGUUUGUCCCUACUGACUUGUCAGUCAAGGACACAAAAGAGAAGGUUGUAUUACCCACUUUAUUGAGGAAGUCAUCCUGCUUGUCAUUGUGGUACAAGCCUGAUACAAUGUUCUUCACGCCAAAGGCAUAUAUAAAGAUUGAUUUCAGUUGCCCUCUUGCUAGUGCUUCCCCUGAGGCUUCAGUACUUAAAGAUAUAUUUGCACGCUUGUUGAUGGAUUACUUGAAUGAAUAUGCCUAUUAUGCGCAAGUUGCUGGUUUGUACUAUGGAAUAGGCAAGACAAACAGUGGGUUUCAGGUGACUGUGCUUGGUUAUAAUCACAAAUUGAGGAUCUUGUUAGAAACUGUUAUAGAGAAAAUAGCUACAUUCAAAGUCGAUCCUGACAGGUUUGCUGUGAUCAAGGAAACAGUGAUGAAGGAAUAUGAAAAUUACAAGUUUCAGCAACCUUAUCAGCAGGCUAUGUACUAUUGCUCUUUAAUACUACAAGAUCAAACUUGGCCUUGGAUGGAAGAACUUGAAGUCCUUUCUCAACUUCAGGCUGAUGAUCUAGCUAGGUUCACACCAAUGAUGAUGUCAAGAGCCUUCUUGGAGUGCUACAUAGCAGGGAACAUUGAACGUGAUGAAGCAGAAUCAAUAAGCACUCAAAUUGAAGAUGCCUUUUUCAAGGGUCCAAAACCGAUAUCCCAACCCUUAUUCUCCUCUCAACAUCUGACUAAUAGAGUUGUCAAACUGGACCGGGGCAUGGAUUACAUCUAUCCUGUUGAGGGCUUAAACACAAAAGAUGAGAAUUCUGCUUUGGUGCAUUAUAUCCAGGUUCAUCGAGAUGAUUUUAAGCUGAACGUUAAGCUUCAGCUUUUCGGUUUACUUGCAAAGCAAGCAGCGUUCCAUCAGCUUAGAUCAGUGGAGCAACUUGGCUACAUCACGGUCCUCAUGCAGAGGAAUGAUUCUGGCAUCCGUGGACUGCAGUUUAUCAUCCAGUCAACAGUUAAAGGCCCCGGCCAGAUUGAUCUCAGAGUCGAGAAUUUUCUCAGUUUGUAUGAAAGUAAACUACGAGAGAUGUCCAAUGACGAAUUCAAGAGUAAUGUGAAUGCAUUGAUCGACAUGAAACUCGAGAAGCUGAAGAAUUUAAGGGAAGAGUCUUCCUUAUACUGGCGUGAGAUUUCUGACGGGACACUCAAGUUUGACAGGAAGGAAUGCGAGGUGGCAGCCCUGCGACAGCUAACUCAGGACGAGCUGCUAGAGUUUUUCAACGACUACAUAAAGGUCGAUGCGCCUCAGAAGAGGACACUCAGCAUUCGAGUAUACGGCAGCCCACAUUCAUCGGAGUUGGCAGCAGAUAGAAGCGAACAACUCCCUCCAAACUGCGUCGAGAUUGGUGACAUCUUUACGUUCAGACGAUCACAACCUCUUUAUGGUUCAUUCCGAGGAGGCGUCGGCCACAUGAAGCUGUAG